Sarcophilus harrisii (Tasmanian devil) is the source of this 3911-nucleotide messenger RNA. RefSeq names its product aldehyde dehydrogenase family 16 member A1. NCBI's taxonomy places the organism in Eukaryota, Metazoa, Chordata, Mammalia, Dasyuromorphia, Dasyuridae. Gene Ontology annotation, molecular function: oxidoreductase activity, acting on the aldehyde or oxo group of donors, NAD or NADP as acceptor. The record is from RefSeq and is a predicted model, not a curated record.
AUGGACUACGGCCCCGCGCCCGAGAGCCCCUCGCUGGUGCUGGUGCCUGACUCUCCAACCCGAGUGCCCGCCCCCGCCCCCGGGCCAGCCUGCAGCCCCGCCCUGGGGAUCCGAGCCCUGGUGCCCCCCGCGGCCCGCGGCCCUCUGCACCCCGCGGCCGCUGGGACUGCAGGGGAAAGCUUCUGCUGGGCCGGGGCCUCUGGGCCCUGGCCCUUGGCAGCGGACUCUGCCCGCCGGCACCUGCAGCCUCGGGAGCCUGCAGGGGACUUCGGCCCCAUCCUGGCCUGGCUGGACAAGCAGGGCCACCCUGGGGCACUUUUGGAACGGAAAGUGGCAGGCCGGAGGGCCAGGAGCCGUGACCCGCAGGGACCCCUGCUCAGGUACCGGCCCCCUUGUCCCAAGCGCCUGGUCUGCCUCCGGGGCCGCAGGGCGCAAGGCUCUGGUGGCCAGGUCCCUGGCGUGUUGCAGGCCGACGACGGCUUGGUGGUUUGGCCGUGGACGGGCAGGGCUUGGAAGCUGGAGCCCUGCCCGGGCCGCCGGCCCAGCACCUGCUUAGGGAUCGGAGCCCUGGGGACCUGGGAGGAGGAGGAGCCGGCGGCCGUGCCCACCUCCCUCCCCAGGCUGGCAGAGCGCCCCCAGGCACCAAGUGCUGUGGACUCUGGAGGCCAUGGCGCCGGGCCGGUGGUGCGCGAGGUCCGGGACGGGGACCUGCCCCUGGCCCAGCAGCUGCUGCAGUACCACGCGAAGCUGGGCCCAGACCCAGGAGCAGGCCCUCCGGAUGGGAGCCCGUGGAGUGGUGGGGUCGCCCUGCCGCAGCGCUCCUUCAUCGAGAUGAUGUGGGAGGAUCUGCCCGUCUGGCUGUGGGUGUCAGGGCCAAGAAGGCCCCUCAGAGGCUACCCCGGACCCUGGGCGCCCUCUGUGGCCCACGAGCCCCCGUCCGGCUGGCCGGGCUUCCCCGCCCACGUGUCACUCCUUCCUGUGAGCCCGGGAGGCCGGUCCCUGGGGGAGGGCUUCGUCAGCCCUGACCCUGGCCCCCCCAGGGCCUGUGGUGGUCUUGGAGGCCCGCCUCCUGAGCGCCUGCUGGUGCGCCACGGGGGCUGGCACGGGAUGCCGGCUUGGGAGCUGCGGGCCGGCAGGUGCCAGUGGUCGGGUCCCCAGGAAGGCAAGGCUUUGCCGGCACCGCUGGAAGCGUGCGGACCUCUCCUGAGCCUGGGCACGGAGUCUCUGCUGGUGGUCCGGACACGGCCGACCUGGACUCUGCAGUGGAAGGGUGGUGGACGAGCCUGGUCUGACCGCAGCCCAGUGAGUCGGGCAAAGCAGGCUCUUCCUCGUGCAGGGGGGCACAGGCGAGAGCAGGUGGAGGGCAUGGCAUGGGCUGCAGGGACAGGGGCCACAGGGCGGAGGGAGCAGGGGGGCCUGAGGGCAGAGGGCAUGAGGGGAACAAGGGCCAGAACAGGUGGGGGGUGGCAUGGGCCAGGGCAUGGGGGGUGCUGCAGGGCGCGGGCUGACCUGGGCCUGGGUUCAGGGGGGCUGCGGCUGCUGGGCAACUGUCUGCCUAUGAGGAGAUGCUGUGGAAACUGGAGACCCGCCUGCAGAGUGCGCCAGGGCCGGAGCUUGGACUGGGCUGUGGACAUGGGCACCCGGGCAGCCGCCUGGGGAAAGGGCCCAGAGCUCGUCCAGGAGGCACAGAGCCAAGGGGCCCAGGUGAGGGAGGCUAUGGGAGCACCCCGCCAGAGCCCGUUCUUCCCGGCGCUGGUCCUGGGCUUGGCCCCAGCCAGCCCCUGUGCCCAGGCGGAGGUUACCCUGCCUCUGGUCACCGUCUUCCCCUUCCUGCAGGCCAAGGAGGCUCUGGCCAUGAGCAACGGCACCCCCCGAGGGGGCAGCGCCAGCGUGUGGAGCGAGAGGCUCACCCUGGGCCUGGACCUGGCCUAUAAGCUCCUCAUGGGCACCGUUUGGAUCAACGCCCACGGCCUCAAGGACGCGGCCGCCCCCGUGGGGGGCUGCAAGGAGAACGGCUCCGCCUGGCACGGGGGCCCUGAUGGGCUCUACGAGUACCUGCACCCGGUGGGCAUCCCCCCGCGGCCCCAAGGGCCCCCGCAGCUUUUGGACUACGACAAGUUUGGCCUGUCGGCGCCCCCCGUCCUGCCGUCCGGUACCUCCCCCGCCAGCGCGACCGCCCCAUAUGGGGUCUUUGUGGCCGGGCGCUUCCAGAACCCUUCCAGCCGCAGCUCCAGGCCCGUCCUGGGCUCCGGCGGGCGCAUCUGUGCCCACGUGGCGGAGGGGGGCGCCAAGGACAUCCGGGAGGCCGUGGAGGCGGCACACAAGGCGGCAGCCGCCUGGGCCAGCCGGGUGCCAGGGAGCCGGGCGUCGGCCCUGUGGGCACUGGCUGACGCGGUAUCCCAGAGGAGCCAGGAGCUGGCAGAACAGCUGGUGGAGGUGACGGGCAGCGACCUUGCGGACACUCGGACUGAAGUGGUGCUGAGCAUUGCCCGGCUGCGGGCCUGGGGCGCCCAGGUCCACGCCCAGGGAGCCGGCCUGCACAGCGCCGGGCCCCAUGGGCCUUUUCUGCGCCUUCGAGAGGCUCUGGGCGUGCUGGCCAUCGUCUGCCCGGAGGAGCAGCCCCUGCUCGCCUUUGUGUCUCUCAUCGCCCCGGCCUUGGCCUGGGGCAACGCCAUCGUCGCGGUGCCCAGCGGGGCCUGCCCGCUGCCGGCUCUCCAGCUCUGCCAGGACAUGGCCGGCCUGCUCCCCCCCGGGCUGGUGAACGUGGUGACGGGAGACCGCGAUCAUCUCACCCGCUGCCUGGCCCUUCAUCAGGACGUCCCUGCCCUGUGGUACUUCGGCUCUGCUCAGGGCUCCCAGUUUGUGGAGUGGGCCUCCGCUGGAAACCUCAAGGCCGUGUGGGCAAACGGAGGCCGCAGCCGAUGCUGGGACCGGGAGGGCGAGGGGGCCGGACCCGAGCUGGGCCUUCGGGCGGCCCGCACUAAGGCGCUCUGGCUGUCUCUGGGAGACAUCUGAGCCCGGCCCCAGGCCCACAGGGCCUCUGGGCCCAGGUCCGGCCCUCGCCAUGGUCCCCUCCCGAAGAAACGAUCUGACGUCCGUCCAGCUGGCUGAUGAGGAAAGAGCGGCGAACUGGGGGUCGGGACUCACAGGCGGCUCCAGGACCCUCAGGCAGCCUUCCUUGGGCGGUCUCUCAGCCCGGGGCCUCCUGCCCGCGUUCAGAGCCUUCCACGAGGGACCCUCUCCCGCGAGGGGCAGCCUGGCCACCUUCUGGGUGGCAGGAAGCUUCUCUGCUGGUCCCCAGGCACUCCUCCGUGUGCCAAGCAAAGCAAACCCACUCCCUGGCCCCGUGCGGCCGCUUCUCCCGGAGGCUCCUUCUCUGGGAGGCCCCUCGGCCCGAAUCCAGAACAGACCAAUGCAGACGGGGCGACCAGCCCAGCUCCGUGGUGGGGAGUUUCGGGCCCGGGCCAGGGGGCUCAGCAGGGAAGCCACUCUUCCUGUGGGCUCUUAACCCCUCGGUUCCUCCGUGUCCCCCAAGUCUUCCUUACUCCUGGAGUCCUUCAGUCCCUGGCUGCCAUCCCCCCCAGUCCUCCGACACCCAUGGGUCUUUGUACUCUUAAGUCCAACCAUUUUAGCGAGUGUUGGGGCCAGGGGCACCCGAGUCCACCCUCGGGCAGCUGCCGUCCUGGGCGGCGAGGGAAGGAGGGGACGAGUGACCGUCGUGCGCCCGGAGCGGAGCCGCUGGGCCGGGACAAGGAGUUUGAGGCGGGAGCCGGAAGGGACCGGGGUUUUCCAAGCUUGACGAUGAUUUGAAGAUUAUUUUCCCUUCCCUGAUAUCCUGUCCUCCCUUGCUUCCCAGAGAGCCCCCCAGCUGCCGAAUAAUGUCAUGUCAAUUAAAGAUCUUUUUACCAAAA